AUGGAGUUCAAAGUCACCAUUAAAAAAUAUGUGGUUGGAAUUUGUAAAGUAUCAAUUUGGAAAUAAAUGACUCAUUUAUUAAAACACAAUGAUAUUGUUAUAAACCUAGAAUUAAUGAAACAUUUAAUAUCAAAAGGAUAAAAAAAUUAAUAGAAUAAUUAAAAAAAAGGAAAAAUGGACAAUUUUUUUUUUGUAGGUAAUAAAGAAUAAAUGAAGGCGAACCAUACAAUGAAAUUGGGCUAAAAGUUGAAAAUGGUUAAAUUUGUUUGAAACUUUUGGGAAUUAGAGCUCUAAUAGAAAAGCCAAAAUAUUUUAUGAAGGAGAAUAUUAAGAUGGGAAAAAAAUUGGAUAGUGGAAUAGUAUAUAUUUAGAGAAGAUAAUGUAAAUAUAAUUAAAGAAAUAUAGAGGAGGAGGUUAUUUUAAUGAUGAUGGAUUAAAGACUGGAAAAUGGAUUGAAUUACAUCCUAAUUUUUAUGAGUACAUUAUUUAGAUAUAUAAUGAAGAUUAUCUGAAAUGUUUUACGUUGGGGAAUAUCAAUUAGGAAAAAGAAUUGGAUUUUGGAAUUUAAUUAAUAAGAAGAAAUAAAUGUAAAAAAUUGAAUUAUUUUAUAGAGGUGGAGGAGUUUAUAAUGAAAAUGGAUUAAAAGAUGGUAAAUGGAUUGAACCACACGAACAUUAUUUUAAGUAUUUAAUCGUUUUCAAUAUCAGCUUUUGUUAAGUAAUAUUUGUUGGUUCAUAUUAAAAUGGAAGAAAAUGUGGAAAAUGGGAAACUUUGCACUAGCAACUAGGAAAUAUAAAUUAUAUUGUUAUUGGUGGAGGAGUAUAUGAUGAUUUUGAUGUUAAAAAUGGAAUGUGGAAAGAGCUGCAUGCUAAUUUUUAAGAGUACAUAAAUUUUUAUUGUUAAGUUUUUCAGUAGUAAUUAAUGAAGGACUUUAUUAAGAUGGUUAAAAAAUUGGAAAUUGGAAUACUUUGUAUAGAAAAUAUGGAGAUGAAGAAUUUUAGACUAUGUAACAAUAAAAUUUAAUCUUUAGAGGAUCAGGAUUUUAUGAUGAAGAUGGUUAUAAGAAUGGAAUUUGGAAGGAAGUAGAUGUCAAUUUUUGGGAGUAAAUUUUUAAUUAAUAUAAAAUUAGUGAAUGUAUAGUAUUUCAUACUGGCUAAUAUCAUAAAGGAAAGAAAUUAUACAAAUGGGAUACAUUNUAUCAAUUUGGAAAUAAAUGA
Messenger RNA from Paramecium pentaurelia, 1217 nucleotides. NCBI's taxonomy places the organism in Eukaryota, Ciliophora, Oligohymenophorea, Peniculida, Parameciidae. The record is from the annotation of a GenBank genome assembly.